Cucumis melo (muskmelon) is the source of this 681-nucleotide messenger RNA. Lineage: Eukaryota; Viridiplantae; Streptophyta; Magnoliopsida; Cucurbitales; Cucurbitaceae. The record is from the annotation of a RefSeq genome assembly.
AUGAAUUCCAUCGAGUUUCCCUUACUUGAUCGAACAACCCAAACUUCAGUUAUUUCAACUACAUCAAAUGAUCUUUCAAAUUGGUCAAGACUCUCCAGUUUAUGGCCGCUUCUCUAUGGUACCAGUUGUUGCUUCAUUGAAUUCGCUUCAUUAAUAGGUUCACGAUUCGACUUUGAUCGUUAUGGACUGGUACCAAGAUCUAGUCCUAGACAGGCAGACUUAAUUUUAACAGCGGGUACGGUAACAAUGAAAAUGGCUCCUUCUUUAGUAAGAUUAUAUGAGCAAAUGCCUGAACCAAAAUAUGUUAUUGCUAUGGGAGCAUGUACAAUUACAGGAGGGAUGUUCAGUACCGAUUCUUAUAGUACUGUUCGGGGAGUCGAUAAGUUAAUUCCUGUCGAUGUGUAUUUGCCGGGUUGUCCGCCUAAACCCGAGGCUGUUAUAGAUGCUAUAACAAAACUUCGUAAGAAAAUAUCUCGAGAAAUCUAUGAAGAUCGAAUUAAGUCUCAAGAGGAAAAUCGGUGUUUUACUACCAAUCACAAAUUUCAUGUUGGCCCAAGUACUAAUACUGGAAAUUACGAUCAAGGAUUACUCUAUCAACCAUCAUCUACUUCAGAGAUCAUCCCUCCUGAAACUUUUUUCAAAUACAAAAGUGCAGUCUCUUCCUACGAAUUAGUAAAUUAG